GAACAUUCGAGAUAACAACAAACAUGGCGAGUGCUCCUGCAGCUUUCUCGAAAUGUCACAUUUAAAGUCCAUUUUCAACUUGAUAAGUACCCUGAUGGUGAUUACCAGCACUUAUAAAAAGUUCUUCAGAGCCUUAGAAAGGUUCUAAUGGACAACAGUAUUGUGAAAGACCUGGAAAACUUGCAAGUGUUCUCCACAUAUGACAUUUACAAGAUGGAUGAACUGGUCCAAGAUCUGACCAAUGCUUUAGAGGAGAGUUCCAAGCAGAAUGAGAGGAGAGCCAAAAGUGACGAUGGUAUGUCUAUGGGCUAUGUCAGGACAAGAGCUUGCAAGAAACGCAAGAAUAAAAAACGAAGGACAAGCCAAAACUUUCAUGUGGAGUUUGGAAACAUGACUGAGGCUUCUGAAUCCAGUUUAGAUGGUGCUUUGAAGGAUUACAUGGAGAAUGCUGCUCAGCAAAGUGACUCAGAUGAUCUGGCCAUAGCAAGGCGUUUCUCUUCAUUGGCUUUACCCCAACAUGCCAUCUCAUUAGCAGAAUCAGACUCUGUAACAGAAACUGUAUCACCACUGAGGGCUCAGAGUAGACGAAGAAGAAAAUUCAAAAUGGCAGUUGAUCCUGACCCUGGUUCAGAUAUUGCUAUGCAGGAAUACAAACCACGAAAGAAGAGAAUGAAAGGAAAAGGAUCUCUGAAAGACAAGAGCAUGGAUAGUGAUAAAGAGGGUGGGAUGGCAUCAAAGAAAAGAAGUUUUAAAGAAAUGGCCAGUAAAGAGAAUGUCUUAGAUGGCGGAGAUAAAAUGGAAACUGAGAAAUGGCAGGACAGCACCAGUAGUUCUCUGAGCAGCAGUGAACCAGAAACUUAUGAUGAAGAAGGACAAGAUGGUGAUGAUGAACAGAGUGAUUUCUUCCAUGAGACUGGCCCUGUGUGUGGGAUCCCUGGUAUUAUUCCAUGGUGGGAAAAACAGAAGAUAGAAGAGGAUACACAAGACAAAAAAUUCAAGGAAAUCCUCAAUGGGAGUUUGGACCAUAUGUCUGUGGAAUCCAGGAGAGGUUUCCAGGCUCGCUUAAAGAAGGUGGCUGGUUUGCAUGGCAGAGAAAUAAGACUAGGAAGAAGGAGAUUAAAAGACAGGAGGCCAGGAUACACUGCAUACAAGUUCUUCCAAGACAGACACCAGAAGAAAUCUGAUCCAUCCGGGCUCUGGCAGUUAGCAUCUCCAAACCAGUCUGGGGAUGUUAAAAGAAGGAGAAAAACUCCCCCAACAAGUCCCGUUGAUGAAGAUUUAGUUGGAGGUGAUGCCAGUCCAAUCCCAGAGGACAACAUAGGCAACAAGAUGUUACAGACCAUGGGGUGGGUCCCAGGGACAGGAUUGGGUCCCACAGGAAGUGGAAUACAGACGCCCAUUACGGCACAUCUACGUCAGCGGAGGCAGGGCCUUGGUGCUAAUGUUGAUGAUGAAAGAGAAACAAAAAGUGAUGAAUGAUUUUGCCAAUUUUAGCAGAUGUGCUCACUGUAGCUAAAUUAGUGAAAAUCUUUGUCAUGCUGUCCUCAUAUAUAUAUAUAUGAUUUAAAAAAUCUAUCAAAAUUGGUCUUCCUUAGUGAAAUAGGUUAUUUCAUUGUAGCGAGCUGUACUUUCUUCCACUGAUUUUUAUUUAUUAUCAAAAGUUUAUUGACUUAUGUUGUUAUGGUAGAUACAAUUUAUCAUAUACAGGUGAUGUCCCUUUGUUCUUUAGAACUGAAUAUAAGGGUCUGUGGACACCAAGCAUGGAUGCAGUGGUUGAGCAAAUGUUGAAUAACAUCUAAUUUAUGUUUGGUUUUCAAAACUGGAAUCAACUUUGAAAUUUCUUUCCCUAAAAUAUAGUCCCUCUUUGAAAGCAAAUAAAUCAAAUUUUAGCAUCCCAUGGCACAGUUGUUUUUUACUCCUUAAAUUCAGAACCUUCAUUCGUUCAAUGAAGAAAAUUUAGAAGGGUCCAAAGCUCAAUGCUAAAUGAAGAUAAUUUUAACACAACCUGUAUUCAACAUAAAAUCAUGUACUGUACCAUAAAAUUUUCAGUUUUGACUUGUCAGUGUUGAAUCUCUGUUAAUAAAAUCUGCCAACCUUAUUUCAACAAAAAUGCAAGGUUUUAAUGAAAGUUGUGUCUGUUGGGAUUCUUAUUUGUUUGCAUGUUUAUUGGCUGUAAAGGUGAACUUGCAAUUUGAAAUCUUUAACAAAAUCACUUUUAUUGGAUCUGUCUAGUACUAUUCAUAGUUACUAUUUGAAAAACUGUUUCAUCUUUUAAACAUGUAUAUUAAGGCAAAUUUAACGUUCAGAUGUUCACUUUUAUUUAUUAAAAUUAGUUUAGUUAAAUGUGUCUAAUUUAUAGAUACUUCUUUGAUCUUUUUAUCUAAAUUGUCUUGCAGGCUGUGAGAAUUUGGUUCAAGGAGUAACUUUUAAUAUGUAUGACAGUCUUGAUUUAUGUAAAUGAUCAGAGGAAUAAGAAAAGUUGCAUUUUAAUAAAUUAAAAAAAGGUAACAUUAAUUUCAAUAUUUAAACUAAUUAAUCUUUACCAAUUGUGCAAGAUUUGUUUGGUCUGCAAAUAAAAAACACAGUGGGUGACAAAUGAUUUGAAUAAAAUAAAAGGUCUGGUGUUGCAUGUAGUCAUAGCCAGUCUUUGGCUUAACUCUUCUACUUUACUUAUGACUGAAUAUAGUCAUUAAAAUUGUAACAAAGAUAAUGACUAAAACAAUGUAAAUAAAAUUACA
Messenger RNA from Lingula anatina, 2738 nucleotides. Its product is annotated as G patch domain-containing protein 2. NCBI's taxonomy places the organism in Eukaryota, Metazoa, Brachiopoda, Lingulata, Lingulida, Lingulidae. The record is from RefSeq and is a predicted model, not a curated record. Gene Ontology annotation, molecular function: nucleic acid binding.